GCAUUGGGGAGUUAAUACGAACGAAUGAUCUUUGGACAGAUAGUAUAUAAGUUUCGGAAGAGUUGGUAGACCAAUGUUAUACUUUAAUCAAGCUCCUGCAGAUAGAUACAGUGUUAUUGUGAAUUAGUUUUGUUUAUUUUUGUUUGCAAUUAAAUCAAGUUAAUCAAACAAAUACAUAAAGAUGAUUCGUUUGUUUGUACUAUGCCUGAUGAUGAGCACUUAUGUCUAUGCUGCAUCUAAUCCAGAGAUUGCAACAAAAAGUGGAAAAUCACAGCUAUCGGCGGCGGCGUCAUCAAAUCAAAAGUCCGUAUCCCAGCACGAUGACCCUCUUCUUAACUCGAUCAAUGCGUAUGCGCAACAAUUUGAAAGCAGCUCAGUUCCCGGCAAGUCCUAUGGGCUCACUACACAGCUCUACUCUCAACCGUACGCAAUUCAACAACCACAACAAUACCAACCGCAGACCAGUUUUAGAGUGCCUCAAGCCCUUCCACAACAUCUCCCGUCAUCUCCAGCACUUGAAACAAAUUUCCAACCAAUGCCACCAGCACCUCAGCAUCAGCAUCCACAUCAUCAUCAUCAACACCAGCAUCAGCAUCAACAGCUUCAGCUUCAGCCACAGCCACAGCCGCACAUUCAGGCCCAUCAACAGAGUCCUCCGACUCCGGUGCUGAUGCAAUACCUGCCGCAGUCUCAAGUAAACGAUGGAGUACAGUAUCUGCAGUUGAUUCCAACUCGUCCACUUAUUGUUCCAAUCAGUCCAUAUAUGUCACCUAUGGCGCAACAGGCCUAUCACGCUCCUCAAAUUAUCCCGCCACCACAUCAACUCAACGACUUCGUGGCAGGGCGAUCACAAAUCUCUCCAAAUGAACCAGAUGCCGCUAGUAACAUACCUUAUGGUCUUCAAGCCUAUGCUAAUACCUUGCAGAAUUAUCGCAGCUACAGAUUUAACAGAGACGUUACGCCAGUGGGAAUGAUUCUCAACAUGCAGGAAUAUAUGCCCUCGCCUAAUGAUGCCCCAAAGACGAAAGCAGUCAAGGGGAGGCCUUAAGUAAGGAAAUUCAAUUCAGUGUAUUGCCAGAAUAGACUUAAAAUUUAAUUAUAGUUUUAUAUGACUAAAUUUUAUAUUUUUAAUUUAUUGUUUAAUUUCUCAUAACAAAUAAUUUGCCUUCAUUUGCUAGACUUUAGAUCUACUUUAAAAAUUAGUUUUAAACUUCUGUGUAAAAUCAUAAUCUGUAAAAGCGUUUGCUUUUAACUGUACACUAGUUUUAGAAUAUACUUUUUUAAUUUUUCUAUUUCUAAAAGGCAUACAAAUUAAUAUAAUAAUUAAUAGUGGAUAAAAAGUUUUAAUUUUAGAUCUAUAAGAAA
Molecule: messenger RNA, 1365 nt
Organism: Eupeodes corollae
Lineage: Eukaryota; Metazoa; Arthropoda; Insecta; Diptera; Syrphidae
Product: atrophin-1
Exons: 2
Coding region: 182-1048 (288 amino acids)
Source: RefSeq, a predicted model, not a curated record